AUGGAAUCAAAUAAUCAAUAUAACCCACUCAAUGAUACAGUUAAUACAGUUAUAAGUGGAUUACUUCCAGGAUUGAUUGUUGGUUUAUUUAAUGGAUUUGAAAGCGCAAAAAGAAGGGGUUUUUCUUCACCAAUAAAUGUAUUUGAUGAUAUUAUCAUAUUUUACUCAAUCAUCAUAUAUCCUUUGGUUUCUGGACUUCAAUGUAUAUCUUUUAGUCGUUUAGUUGCACAUUUUGGCGAGGCUCCUGAAAAUAUUAAUACUGUAAUUUCUUAUUAUCUGAAUUAUCAUGAAGGUCUUAAAAUAGAUCCUACAAAAGUUCAAAGAAAUGAAAUAUUUGAUGAUGUACUCAAAAAUUUAAAGAAAGUAAAAGAUUUAUUAUAG
This is a messenger RNA of Dentiscutata heterogama, 381 nucleotides long. The record is from the annotation of a GenBank genome assembly. Lineage: Eukaryota; Fungi; Glomeromycota; Glomeromycetes; Diversisporales; Gigasporaceae.